AUGACCUCCUCACCUCUUAAGGUAGUCUCGACAAAUAAGGCACCUGGAGCUAUUGGACCUUAUUCUCAAGCAAUUAUAGCAAAUGGAUUUGUGUUUGCGUCUGGUCAAAUACCCGUAAUACCUGAAACCGGUGAAAUUGUUAGUGAAGAUGUUCGUGAGCAGACGCGGCAAUCUAUGAAAAAUUUACAAAACAUACUCGAGGCUGCCAACUCCUCGUUGGAACUCUUAGUAAAAACUACCGUAUUCAUUAAAGACAUGAAUGAUUUUGCCGCAAUAAAUCAAGUAUAUGCAGAGUUGCUUGGAGCGAAUCGACCAGCCAGAGCGUGUGUAGAAGUUGCGAGACUACCAAAAGAUGUUAAAGUAGAGAUUGACGGUGUUGCUAUUGUUGCCGAGUCAAAGAUUUGA
This is a messenger RNA of Ambispora gerdemannii, 405 nucleotides long. NCBI's taxonomy places the organism in Eukaryota, Fungi, Glomeromycota, Glomeromycetes, Archaeosporales, Ambisporaceae. The record is from the annotation of a GenBank genome assembly.